Diaporthe amygdali is the source of this 1617-nucleotide messenger RNA. RefSeq lists its product as uncharacterized. Gene Ontology annotation, molecular function: protein binding. The record is from RefSeq and is a predicted model, not a curated record. The transcript has 3 exons. Lineage: Eukaryota; Fungi; Ascomycota; Sordariomycetes; Diaporthales; Diaporthaceae. The coding region runs from base 1 to 1617 and encodes 538 amino acids.
AUGUCGACUGGUUCAGAAGUUAAUGCAAACGGUGUGGGCAGGUGCUACUCUCGCUUCCUGUUUGCAAUGAAACUCACCCACCGCAAGCUUUGUAUGCUAUCCUCCGUCAAAACAAUACUGCAAGAUCACUGCAGUAAACUCUCGCUGAUACCCGCCCUCUCUCUGCCACUCCAAAGAAGCAUGGAUCCAUGCAUAUCGUGCCACGACCAGCUCAAGCAGCUACUUCUCUCAGUGCCUGCCGACGAGCUCCGACUUGAUGGCCUGAGUGAAAUCGACAGACUUCAACAAGGUUUCAAGGCCUUUCAGCUUGAUUCUAAGCCCGAUUCAGGAGAAGCCAGUGCGCCAAAUGACGCUGCUCCUCUGAUCACUUUGAGGAAAUUGCCGGGCAGAGGGAUCGGUCUCGUUGCGACACGUCGCAUCCCUGCCGGCAGCAUCAUUUUCAAAGAAAAGGCCGUUUUGGCCCUCCCAGUCCGCGAAGACGGGGCCGUUUAUUCUGACUUCUUCACAAAGCUUGUGGGUGAUUACAACAAGUUGCCACCUGGGACGCGCCAGCGUAUCUUGGGCCUCCAUGCAUACACUCGACCCGACCUUGAGAGUGCCGUGCGUAAAUUUCUCGCCGCGGGCAAGGGCAAUGUUAAGCUCACCAAGCGUCAAGCGGACUUCCUCAUUCAUUUGAACUCGAUUUGCGCGACCAAUUCGUUUGGCGGUGCAAAGCUGUCGUCCACGAUGCUGUACCUCGGGACCAGUCGGAUCAACCACUCCUGCAUUCCCAACUGCGAGCAUUCGCACGGAUCGGAGAAAAAUCUCGACUAUGUUACAAUCCACGCCAUUCGCGAUAUCCACCCGGACGAGGAGAUUACAGUGACAUACCUCGACGUCUACGAUCCGCGCGACAAACGAAGAGCUGACACGGAGCGCGUCUGGGGCUUCGUAUGCAACUGCCCAGCCUGCGAUUAUGCCAACCCUCUCAUCGACACGACCAUACACGAGAGCCGAAUAGCCGAAUACCGCCGACUCAGGCUUGAGUCUUGCCUUACAAUAUCUAUGGACGUCCGUUCCAUCCCAUUGCCACUUGAGGAUCUUGAUGAGGCGCUUCGUCGGUCAAUUCGUCGAGCUGUGAUCACAGAGUCCAUCAGCGACAACCAAAGUGUUUUGGAGAAAUACAUUCUCUCGGCCGGAAUUUGCGAAUGCAAAUGGCUUCUAACAGGCGAUGAGCGAGACAUCAAGACCCAAAUCAGCUUUUUGGAGCCAGCUCUGGCCCUGACGAAGAAGUUCCCUUUCACCCACACAGGUCGGGAAAGAAACGGUGAUGUAGGACUAAAACUGCAAUCAGCAAGAGCCAGACUGGGUAGUACGGGAAAAGCGCAGUGGGCGCAACUUCGGAAAUAUGGAGUCCUCGUGCCGCGAGGGGACAAACAUGUCACGGCGCAGAUUGCCUUGGGUGCCAAGCUUUCGGACGGGAAACAUGCUAUGGAUUUCAUCGACGGUAGAAUACCGCUCAAGGAUCUGCCUGCAGAGCUGCGGGCCCUUGUGACCGCGUCUGGUCACAGUCUCGAGGAGAUUCUCAAGGUGGCCCGAGAAGAGUUGACCAGACCCCAAGUGGAAGGAGAUGUGUGA